AUGUUGUCACUUCGUCAAUCCUUUAGACUCGCUACCCCAGUUGUCAGAUCCUCCAGAGCAUUCAAUACUUCUAGAGUUUUUCUACAAAGUAAGUCCGUUGUAAAGACUGCCCAAUCCCUAUCGGAAGUCAAUGGUCCAGAAACUUUGAUUGGUCCUGGGGCCAAGGAAGGUGAGAUCCCUACCGAUCUUGAACAAGCCACCGGUCUAGAAAGAUUGGAAUUACUCGGUAAAUUAGAAGGUAUCGAAGUUUUCGACCUAAAACCAUUGGACUCCUCAAGGAAAGGGACCAUGCAGGAUCCAAUUAUUGUCGAGUCGUAUGACGACUACCGUUACGUUGGUUGUACCGGCUCCCCUGCAGACUCGCACACAGUCAUGUGGUUGAAGCCAACGGUGAACCAAGUGGCCAGAUGCUGGGAAUGCGGUUCAGUUUACAAGUUGAAACCCGUUGGUGUUGAUACCGGUGACGGUCACCACUGA
Molecule: messenger RNA, 477 nt
Organism: Torulaspora globosa
Lineage: Eukaryota; Fungi; Ascomycota; Saccharomycetes; Saccharomycetales; Saccharomycetaceae
Gene: COX4
Product: cytochrome c oxidase subunit IV
Exons: 1
Coding region: 1-477 (158 amino acids)
Biological process (GO): mitochondrial electron transport, cytochrome c to oxygen
Cellular component (GO): mitochondrial envelope
Source: RefSeq, a predicted model, not a curated record